This is a messenger RNA of Fundulus heteroclitus (mummichog), 4743 nucleotides long. It is a transcript of the gene adamts10, whose product is annotated as ADAM metallopeptidase with thrombospondin type 1 motif, 10. Gene Ontology annotation, biological process: proteolysis; extracellular matrix organization. Gene Ontology annotation, molecular function: metalloendopeptidase activity. Gene Ontology annotation, cellular component: extracellular matrix. The record is from RefSeq and is a predicted model, not a curated record. The coding region runs from base 480 to 3839 and encodes 1119 amino acids. The transcript has 26 exons. NCBI's taxonomy places the organism in Eukaryota, Metazoa, Chordata, Actinopteri, Cyprinodontiformes, Fundulidae.
UUUUUUUUCUUUUCCAGCUUUCUGGUUCUGCAAAGUUAAAGGAGCUGAGGUUUAGUCUGCCGCCGCCGGCGCCGCCUCCUCUCCGCUCAGCUGCAGGGGACACAGAGGACAGACUCACAGGGGACAGUCCUGCAAAAGGGGACACUUCUGCAAAGGGGACGCUCCUGCAAGGAGACACGGGGGAGGGCUACGGAGAGGGCCGAUAACCUCCCAGUGCUGCUUGAGCCCCACCGGAGAAGUCCAGUCACGUGUUUUUUCUCCGUCUAUGAGGCCUUUCGCCAUCGCUCAGUGACAGACAGACGCGCUUGCAGGUGCAGAGACUCUCCCUGACCGAGCAUCCUGCAGCCAUGGCCCAACAGAGCGCUCAGCUGUCCCACUGCUAGGCGACGGGGCAUCCGACAGGGCAGGAGACAUGUUGGGACAGAGGCCCGAGGACCACUGCACUGAAGUCUGUUACUAUAGCAAAUACUGUAGUAACCAUGGAAAAGCUAUGGAGGACUGCUCUGGUCUGCACUGUCGUCAUCGUCCUGGUUGCCACCGAGGUCACAGGAGGUCUCAACGAUGAGUUUGCUAAAUCACAAGCUGCUUUCCUGUCCAGCCUGGGCCAGUAUGAGAUCGCCAUCCCUGUACGUGUAGGACCAAAUGGCGAGAUGCUGGACACAGAAAGGACAAAAUACCACCAAAGAAGACGACGAAGCACUGAAGACAGGCUGCCUGACUCUCUCUUCUACCAGCUGUCCACGUCACAGAACAACUUCCUGCUGAAUCUGACGCUGCAGGGAGGCCUGUUGUCUCGCCAGUUCAGGGUGGAGUACUGGAAGAGGGGCCAAUUAGCCUGGAGUCACCCUUACUCUCCCCAUUGUCACUACACGGGUCACCUCCAGGACCAGCCCCACUCCAGCAAAGUGGCCCUGAGCAACUGUAACGGCCUGCAGGGGGUGAUUGUUGCAGGGGGAGAGGAGUACCUCAUUGAACCGCUUGUCUCACCAGAUAACCAAACGAGGACAGAGAGGGGGGAGAGGACAGAGGGGCGCCCCCAUGUGGUUUACAAACGCUCAUCACUCCGCUAUCAGUAUAAAGGCCGCUCCUGCGGGGUCAUUGAUGAGAAGCCGAUGAAAGGCUCGUCGUGGUGGCAGCGAACCCUGAAGACGCCGCCUCACCAUGUCGGCCGCGGCCAGCUGCCCCUGAAGCGCUCGGUCAGUCAGGAGCGCUACGUGGAGACGCUGGUGGUGGCUGACAAGAUGAUGGUGGCAUACCACGGUCGCAGGGACAUCGAGCAGUACAUCCUGGCCGUCAUGAAUAUUGUUGCCAAACUGUUCCAUGAUUCUAGCCUGGGGAAUGCAGUCAACAUCGUGGUGACACGGCUCAUCCUGCUCAUGGAAGACCAGCCAACGCUGGAGGUCAACCAUCACGCAGGGAAGUCUUUAGACAGUUUCUGUAAGUGGCAGAAAACCAUCCAGCACCGCAGCAGCAGCUACGGGAACGCCAUCCCGGACAACGGCAUUGCUCACCACGACACCGCCGUGCUCAUCACCAGGUACGACAUCUGCAUCCAGAAAAACAAGCCCUGUGAAACUCUAGGUCUGGCUCCGGUGGGAGGAAUGUGUGAGCCAGAGAGGAGCUGCAGCAUCAAUGAGGACAUCGGUCUGGGAACAGCCUUCACCAUCGCCCAUGAGAUCGGCCAUACGUUUGGGAUGAACCAUGACGGCAUGGGGAACGCCUGUGGGCCGCGAAGCCAGGAGACCGCUAAGCUGAUGGCUGACCACAUCACCAUGAAGACCAACCCGUUCAUCUGGUCGGCCUGCAGCCGCGAUUACAUCACCAGUUUCCUGGACUCAGGUAUGGGCUCCUGUCUGAACAACGUGCCUCCGAAGCAGGAGUUUGUGUACCCCACCACAGCACCAGGUCAGACCUACGAUGCAGACGAGCAAUGCCGCUUCCAGUACGGCAUCAGAUCCCGGCAGUGUAAAUAUGCGGAAGUCUGCAGUGAACUUUGGUGCAUGAGCAAAAGCAACCGUUGCAUCACCAGCAGCAUACCCGCUGCAGAGGGAACCAUCUGUCAGACCAAUACUAUAGAGAAAGGGUGGUGCUUCAAAAGGGUGUGUGUUGCGUAUGGGACUCGCCCAGAGGGCGUGGAUGGGGGCUGGGGGCUGUGGUCCACCUGGGGGGAGUGCAGCAGGACCUGUGGAGGUGGAGUCUCCUCUUCUGUCAGACACUGUGACAGCCCCAGGCCAACCAUCGGUGGAAAAUACUGUCUGGGAGAAAGAAAACGCUUCAGGUCCUGUAAUAUUGAUGAGUGUCCUGCAGGCUCCAGGGACUUCAGAGAGAUCCAGUGCUCUGACUUUGAUAGCACUCCUUUCAGGGGAAAAUUUUAUACCUGGAAACCAUACAGAGGAGGUGGGGUGAAGCCCUGCUCUCUCAACUGCCUCGCCGAAGGCUACAACUUCUACACAGAGCGAGCUCCAGCCGUGGUGGACGGCACGCCGUGCCGGGACGACUCCGUGGACGUUUGUGUAAACGGCGAGUGCAAGCACGUGGGCUGCGACCGUGUGCUCGGCUCGGACGUGCGCGAGGAUCGCUGUCGAGUCUGCGGCGGUGACGGCGGCGGCUGCGUCUCCGUGGAGGGAGUUUUCAACGACUCGCUGCCCGAAGGAGAUUAUGAAGAAGUGGUGAGAAUCCCUAAAGGAUCGGUGUUUAUCCACAUACAAGAGGUCAACAUCUCCCUCAACUACCUUGUCCUGAAGAAUAAAAAUGACCAGUAUUUUAUCAAUGGGAAGCUUAGCAUUGACACGCCGCGAAGGUUCAACGUAGCCGGCACCACUUUCCACUACAGGCGGCCCACUGACGGACCAGAAACUCUUGAAGCCUUGGGCCCAACAAACAUCACCCUCAUUGUCAUGUUGCUGGUGAGGGAGGACAACCCAGGGAUCCACUAUCGUUUCAAUCCGCCAGUCAGCAGGGAUCCCCUAAGUGGCUUCGCCUGGCAAUACGUGUCCUGGUCUCGCUGCUCAGCGUUGUGUGCUGGAGGUGUACAGAUCCAGCAAGUUGUGUGUAAGAGGCAGUCAGACUUUUCAGUCGUCUACAAUCACUUCUGUGACAAGAAGAGCAAACCCAAAGAGAAGAGAAGGUCCUGCAACACUGAGCCGUGCUCCCCAACCUGGUGGACAGGAGAGUGGUCGGAGUGCAGCCGCAGCUGUAACGGCGGCCUGCGGACACGGGAGGUGUUGUGCAAAAGGAAGAUCUCUGCGAUGGAGGAGAAGGUCCUGGACGACUCGGCCUGCAGCUCCCCUCGCCCUUCGUUCACUGAGCCCUGCAGCAACCACAGCUGCCCUCCCGAGUGGCUGGCCUUGAAUUGGUCUGAGUGCACUCCCAGUUGUGGACCUGGCUACAGACACCGCGUGGUGUUGUGCAAGAGCGGAGAGAGCGGUGACACGUUGCCAGACUCAAAGUGUCCCAAACAUGGCCGACCCACCUCCAGGGUGCGCUGUAACCUGCAGCGCUGCCCUCCUCCUCAGUGGGUCACGGGUCCAUGGGGGGAGUGCUCUGCCAGGUGCGGUCUGGGUCAGGAGAUGCGUUCGGUGCAGUGUCUCGCCCACACUGGGCUGCCAUCCAACGAGUGUCUGGACCAUCAGCGGCCCGCCGCCAUGCAACAGUGCAAGAGCAAAUGUGACCCCAGUCUGCCCAUCAAUAUAGAGAACCCUGAAGGUCAGAGGCCAGUUUUCACUGCUGAGUGUAAAGAUGUGAGCACUGUGGCAUACUGCCCCCUGGUGCUCAGGUUCAAGUUCUGCAACCGUCCAUAUUUCAGACAAAUGUGUUGUAAGACCUGUCAAGGACACUGACGCUGCUGUUGUUGGGGGUCAAACAGUAAGACUGGACUUUUUAAACUGCGCCUCGCUGCAGCAGCCUUCACCGUGUCUCCGUCAGUUCAAGCUUGGUAUCCAUUAAUGACGCUGACAAACAGAUGCACGGUUAUGAAAUUAGUCAGAGGGGUGUUUUUCCUCUCUCCCUGACUGAUAAACCAGAUCUGAAAUCUCUGGACCAAACAUCGUUCCACUGGAGGAGGGCGUUGAUCGCUGAAACCCGGACAGGAAGGAGGCAGGCAUCAGCUGUCCUCCGUCGUCUGUCAGAACAAAUCCUCUCUUUGUCUCUCUAAACUUUGCCUUUGUCUUAACAUUUUGGUGCUAUAUGUUUUACUCUGUCUGUAAGGACUGGUUGCAGUAAUCUUAAGCUCCACUUCGUAUUACUUGAGUGGCCUAAAUGUUUAGCCUGUCCUGUUGUAAGUUUUUGAAACAUCCACUUUGAAAAGAAAAUAAUUUUCCAGAUAUAUGUCACCCGCAGAAAAAAUUAGCUCCUAUGCUUUUUAAAACAUAUUUUAUGUUAUCUAAUAGCUUCUACUUGACUUAUUGUUUUGAUGUCUUUUUUUUUUGUAUAUCAGUAUAACCAUCAAGUCCUCAUAGAUAUUCGCUUUUAUGAGCAGAUUUGGAUUUGCACAAAGAGUCUGCAGUCAGAGGACUUGUGUGUUUUCUGUUUCAUGUCUCGUCAUUUGACUUGAUGUCUCUGUGGAAGCUGUGGAAAACGCCUCAGUCUUGCCGUUUGAAUAGUUUCCCUACAGUUUAUCACCAAUGCACCGUUAAAUAACUUCAUGCUGUAGAGUUUGACGAUUGCUAAACAUUUACAUACAACAGGAUGUCGUGUCGUAGCUGCAGACUUUGCCAGCUUCAGCUUGAAGUCCUUCUCAGUCAC